GCCUGCACCUCGAGUGGAAGUGGCGCGGCGGGCCCGCGGCGUGGGCGGCAGAGUGGAUCGAGCUCUUCCACAUAGAGGACCCCACGAGCGAGGACGCCGCCGAGAACGGCCCCGCGCUGCUGACGCCCCCGUCCAUACCCACGGCCCUCGGCGCGCUCUUCCUGGCGGAGAUUCGGAUGGCGUUUCGAGCUGUUCGCGAGGGCCGAUGGGAAGAUAUUUGGCGGCCUAUGGGGCGCGCCACGUGCUUUUCGUUGCCGUCCCGCUUUCGGGACGAGGACCUGGGGACACCAUGCACGCAGCCCCUGUGCACAUCAUCCUCAAGGAUGGCAUCGUGCACGUCGGCAAGCUGCAGGAGGUCAAGCGAUGCCCCAGCGUCCAGCACGGGGUGUCCCUCCACAGGCGGGACCAGAGCUCCAGCCUCGUGCUGCAGCAGCACCUCCUCGAGAAGCGCGGGGAGCACCACAAGAUCGUCCCUCAGUUCGAGGGCGCGGCUGCCAGGAGGCACGCCCUGACGUGCCAGCCCUGCCACUGGGUGUGCGAGCUGACCCAGUGGAACAUGAGGGUGCUGGAAGGCAACAGCGGGCUCGUGCGCCUCGAGGAGCUUCUGUCCCUCUUCGGCGGCCUGGGCCUGGAGUGGAGCCAGGGCGACGCGAGCAGCGGCUCCGCGGGGGAGCCCGCGGAGGAGCAGCCCGCGGCGGCGCCCGCGGCGGCCCUGGGCGAGGCCAGGCAGCCCCCGCGGCCAGAGGGCGAGCUCGCGCGGGCGGAGGCCGGGAGGCCCCCGAAGCCGUGCGCGCGGGCAGAGGGCGGCGACGACAAGAUGACGGGCAGCACCUGCAGCGACGACAGGACCUGCAGCUCGGACAGCGACUCGGAGUCCCAGAGCGUGGGCGCUAGUGCCCAGGCGGCCCGCUGCGGCGAGGGCUCCAGGUCCAGCGUGGAGGGCGGCGCCGAGGCGGCCGCCCUGUCGUGCGGCUCCGCCGAGGGGCAGGGCGACCCUCUGCGAGCCCGCGGUGGAGCAGCGCGGCGCGCCGCCGGAGUUCCACAUGGAGGACGAGAGAGAGGCUUUCCCCGGCCUGCCCGCGGCGGCCCCCGCGAAGCGGGGGAGGCAGGGUGCCCAGCAGGACCAGAGCGGCGGCGGUGCAGGCAGGCCGCCGGCGCGUCUUCGGCGGACCAGCCGGGAGCCGCGGGAGGCGGCGCCGCGGCCCCGCUGGCGCCCGCGGCGCCCUCCGCCCCGCCGGCGCCCCGGGGCAGCCCGGGAGGCCGCCGCGCCCUGUCGGCCGCGUGCGCCGCGGCGGCCCCGCGCACGGUCGCCCCGCCGCCGCGCGGCGCCAUGGGGGCGGGGGCCCUCGCCGGGUGGCCGAGGCGGCUCGCGGCUCCCGCCCGGGUCUCUAUGCAGAGUGGUGGCGCCGUGCAGGAUCCGGAGCUUCAGCAGUUGCGCAAGCAGUUGCAGUCCGUCCAGGAGCAGCUGCAGCAGGAGAACAAGCGGAAUGCCAGCACGAUGGACGUCGAUGAUAAGCACGAGGAAGCGACCGAUCCUCAGAAGGAGCGGCUCGCAGCAAUCGACGGCCUGCUGGACUCCAUCACGGAUGACAAGUCCCGGUUUGCAGGCCCGUAUCGUGAUGGGCUACAGCAGGAGAAGGAUGCGAUCUUGGCCAGCUUACGCGCCAAGCAGCCCAUCACCGUGCAGCUAUCGGGGCUCAAUGACAAGCUGGCCUGGACGAAGACGAAGAUUGAGAAGGCAGAGAAGUUGGUGGAGGCCAAGCGCGCUCAGCUUGCUGAGAUCCAGGCUUCGAUCGACAGGGAGUGCGCGCAGAUCGAGCAGCUGCGGCAACAGGAGAUCGAUGUGGAGCAGAAGAUUCGCGAGGUGGGCAUGGCCACGUCGCAGCCGCCAAAGCGGCCAGGAGAGCCUAGCCAGCUGGGCGAGGUCAAAGUCGAGCUCACGGACCUGCAGGACAUGGUUCGCUCGGCGGGCGGUGGCGCCCUGGCUGAGACGCUGCCGCAGCUACUUCAGACGAAGCUCACCGAGAUGGUCAGCGCCAAGCGAGCACGCCUUGCUGAGGGAAGUGGUGCUGACCCAGGCCGCCCCAGUGAGGGGGGCGCCCCUGAGUCGACCAAGCCCAUCGAGGACGUCAAGCGCUACCUCGCGGCAGUGGGGCACGAAGUACCUGAGAAUGAGGGCGAGGUCAGGAUUGGGGGGCUGAUGACGAAGCGGGUCCACAUAUCUCAGAUCAUGGGGCUCGCUGCGGUGGAGACGGUCGCGUGCCAGAUGUCGGGGUCUGCUUUGAUCAUCGUGGACAUUGGCCUGCUGCAGCGGCGGGUCUCACGGCAGUGGACGGGAUCGUCACAGAUAAUCGUGGGCACGGGCAGGGCGCGGGUCGACGUGCUCUGCGAGGGGGGCGUGUCAGCUGGGAAGCGUGAUGAGGUAAAGGGCUACUUCUCCACCGUCAAUGCUACGUCGCACGGGCCGCUGUGUGAUUACUUGGGUGGCAAGCCUGGGCAUGCGGCACUGGGGGUUCAGGAACACCACGCCACGACGGACCACCUCGAUCGAGUGCAGUCGAGGUUGCACGAUGUCGGGUAUCACGGCAUUUGGGCUCCAGCGAUUGCAGCGGGCAAAGGCAGUGGCACGUCCGCUGGAGUGGCUGCGUUGGCCAAGAGCCACAUCUCUCUCACCUGCCCUCCCGCGACGGCGACCCCAGUGCUGGAGGCAGGUAGGGUUGUCGCUGCCCACGUUCACUGGGGAGUUAAGCGAGGCAUAGUCUUUCUCUCAGCAUACCUUCGGCCCAGCGAAGGACAUAGCCCAGCCAACGACGAGACGCUGAGCACGGUGCUGCAGUAUAUACACAUGCUAAACUGUUUGUGCAUGGACUGGGCUGUGCUGGGAGAUUUCAACAUGACGGUGGAGGAGUUAGGAGGCGCUAUUCGAACGAAGUGGGUGGCCCGCCAGUGGAAGCCGCCUGCGGUCAGGCUGCAGCAAGGCGCCACGGCGCGUGCGUGGGGUGCCGCGGCCAGGUGGGCUCAGCACCUCAUCGGCUCGCGCAAGCAGAUGCAGACCAAGAUCCAGAGGCUGCAGGCGGCAAAUGCACUGUGCACGCUGAGCCCCUCCCAGUUCGAGGACAUAGUGUCGUUUUUCAUCGAGCUUCAGGCGUUCUUUCAACGAAUACUGCGGAAGUCAGACACGUUUAAGCGCUUGCCUGACUGGGUCGCGACAUACUUCUUGCACGGCCUCAAAGUUAUCAGCUUGGAUGACUUUGAGCCGCAGGCGGUGGCGAUUCAGGAUGCUGCCAAGAUCCACUUGCAACAGGACCAGAGCGUUCGGAAUGCCAAGUGGAAAGAUUGGGCACACCAAGCGUUCAUUGGCAGUGGCACUGGCCAGGCGCAUCGAGCGACGAAGUGCAGAGCGUUGCAGGAAGUUAUAGGCGCCUCCGUGGUUGGGGAGCCGCGCGUGUUGGUGGAGCGCGAGCUGGCGGCCUUGAAGGAAGUGUGGAGCUGUCACGAGUUGGACCCGCUAACCUUGCCGACGGAUGCUGUGCGCUGGGCCGCACUGCCGCCGCUAUCAGGACCUCAGUUGCGUCGUGCCUGCCUCUCCUUCUCCACGCGCACUGCGUCGGGGCCUAGUCGUAUUGCGCCACGGGCGCUUGCGCAGGUCUCAGAUGCAGGGCCCACGGCCAUCGCUGAUCGAUUCAACAAGUGUGAGGAGCGUCUCAUAUGGCCAGACGAACGGAUCAUCAACGAACUGGUUCGGCUACCGAAGGGGGACGGCAAUGGGCACCGACUCAUUGCGCUGGUGCAGACGUUGGUACGGCUGUGGUCCAAGGCACGUUCCCCCCUCUCCAAAGCGUGGCUGAAGCAGGCGAGCAUGCCUGACAUCUGGGGCUGCGGCGGCCCCGGCAGAUCCUCCAGCCAUUCGGCCUUUGCUCGCAACCUGGAGGCUGAAGUGGCCAAGCUUCUCGGAGAGACGAGUGCGACGGCAAUACUUGACGCGUGCAAAUGCUUCGAGUGCGUGAACCCUCGCGCUUUGCUCGAGGGAGGACGGAAGUGCGGAUAUCCCAUGCGAUUGUUGUGGAUGCUGCUACAAUAUUACAAGCAACCUAGGGUGGUCAAAGCAUACGAUUCCUGGUCCACGCAGUUUGCGACGACACAGGGGACAUUGACGGGGUGCUCUCAUUCCACGAUGUUGCUGACGCACCUCACCAGCAGAAUUAUGAGACGUCUGAGCGGAUUCGGCGUUAUCCCACGGGCACUGGUGGACGAUCUGACAUUGCAGUGGGUGGGCGCCAACACUAAGAUGUUGUACUUAUUGUUCGAGGCUGUGAAGAAAUUCAUCAUGCUGGCCAGGCCCCUUGGGCUCAUUCUCCAGGUGGAGAAAUCCGGUCUGGUGGCGGCCUGCCCGAAGGCCAAAAAGAUAGUCAGCAAACAGGCGCCGGCGAUCGGAAUCCCGCUCAGGUCCAGCAUCAGGAACCUCGGGCACGAGCUGCACGGCACCGACCGACGCCGACACCAGACCAGGGUUCGCAUGCCCAAGUUGAAAAAGAGAGUGGUCAGGGUAAAAGCUUCCAGACGGACUGUGGGCAACAAAGUGUCGGUCAUCUGGAGAUCGGGGCUCUUGAGUGCUGCGAAUCACUGCGCCGCCGUCAGCGGGACCCCUGACAAGGACCUCCAGACCCGGAGGCGUGCUGCGGUGGCCCUGUGUGGAGCUAAGGAAGGCUCAACUGGUCUCACGGCCUACCUUAUGACCCAGAAGCGCUGGGCCGCAUUCAGGGACAAGCAGCUGCGCCUCCCCCUGGACCUCGUGGUCUCGGACUUGUCGUCAUUGGUGUCAGAAGGAUUGGAUUGGUCUCCCGAUCUAGCCAGGGGCACCGCCAAGCAUGCUUUAGUUUGGCGUCGUUUCUUUAAUCUUAUCGAGAAAGAGCACGCGCGCCCGCCCUCCUUUGCGCGGGUGCCCGCCCAUUCGUCGCUCGAAGAUGCGCCCCUGAGUGGCCGCGCUCCGUUCUCGUGGGUCCUGGGCAACGCCUGGGCCGACUUUUUCGCGAAGGCUGGGGCCCAGGAUAUUGCUGUGGCUCAGAUGCUCGCUGAUGUGCAUAAAAUGGCGCUCAAGGAGGCGAAGUUGUUCGCUCGCUAUGUGUCGCGGGCGGUGGCUCACAGAGUUGAAUUUGCCAAGGCGUCUGAACCCGACCAGUGCCCACCUCGGCCCACCAAGCACCCACCAGCGGUGCCACCAGUGAGCGUUACAGAUCACACUCUGGUGUGGGUGAAGUCGACGAAUGAGCUUCCUGCUGGCGACGUGGUGCCCAUGGAGCGCUCGUAUUUGCUCGCCCUGCAGGCCGUGGUCAUGUCCGACGACGGUCCGCUUGUGGAUGUGCCACCUCUGCCCCUGCCCCUGCCACAGAUAUCGACGUGCUGUUCAGAGAGGCAGCUCGCGGAGCCCCACGGCCCCUCCGGGCACUCCAUCCCGACGAAGGCGCGCUUCGCCCUGUCCCUGACGAGCUCGUUCCUGGUGACCACCGUCGCGGGGACCGCGAAGGACAAGGAGUACCUCGGCAGUUGUUUCCCGGUCCUAACCUGGGGGCGGCGCGCUCCCUGGCUUCUCACCCACGUCAUUCUGGGAGCCGUCGCCGCCGGCCUCGUGUACCUGCCACCAGGUUCGUUCGGCGUGCACGGCGUGAGCAUGCACGUCUACCACGCGUGGUACUUCGUCACGGUCGGCGCCAUGUUUUGGAGUUUUAACGGGGCAGUCUUAGCAUUCGAGGCCGCGAGGCAGGAGAUCUAUCCCUAUAAGGAGGAGCGGAUCGUCGUCGAGGGUCUUUGCAAGUACGCGUGCAUGUUUGGCGGCGGCCUGGGUGGUCUUCCCACAAUGGUCAUCUUCAUGGACGCUCGGCUGAACUACAGAAUAGCGUGUUCGGCGUUCAUCGUGUUAGCCUCCUUGAUAAGCCUGGUGGCGGUGCCAAUCAUGCGUCAAGCCCGGAGCGGUCUCAGAGAUAGCCCUAGAAUCAAGGACCCUCAGGCCGCAACGGGGCAGUCCGAGGUGGCCAGCGUGAGCGUUUGGCGCGAGGCCUUCCGGCGAGGCAGCUGGAACUGCGCCCUGCGGCACAUGUGGGCCCUGAAGUUCUGGAACGGCGCAUACGGCGCGUCCGUCGCUGCCGUGAUACUGGCCGCUGGCGCGGCUGCUGGCUGUACCGAGACGGUGAUGAACGUCGUCUACAUGUGGGCGUUCAGCCGUGGGGACGGGCUCCUCGACGUUGAGGGCAGGGCGGACAGGUGGCUGCUGUGGUACGUUGUGGCCAUGCGUCUGCUGAACGCCGCCGCCACCGUGUUCGUGAUGUUCGUUCUCACCCCGUCUGGCCGCGAUGGGCGCGACGUCGCGCGCCUCGAGCGAGGCGCGAUGUCGGCUGCCCUGCGGAUGGUGGGGACCUUCUUGCUGUGGUCGGUGACGUGCCGCUUCGGCGUCUCCGGGUUCACCUUCUGGAGGGUCUCGGCCCAGUGCUGGCUGGUGGACGAGGUUGUCGACCGUGGUCUCGAUGGCGUCGUCCGCUUCUAUGAGCACUUCGCCAGCGUACUGGCCGCACGGGUCCAGACCGUGGCGGGGGCGGCUUGCGGCUCCUUGGCCUUCCUGGGGCUGUCCGUCUGCGGCCUGGAGACUCGGAACUGCGAGCCUCACACGGAGAACGCUGGGAUUCAGCAGCUCACAUCGUCGGAGAUCUUGGCCGACAGCCUCCCCGACUGGACCGCCGGGCGCGGCGACGGGGCCUCUCCCACGGAGGCGGACUGCAAGGCCGCGGAGGCGGAAGACCUGUGGGAGUGCAUGGACGGCUGCAUGCGCGACACGAUCGACGGCCAGCCGGACGCUUUGCGGUUCUACAUCAGGGUUGUGAUAGGCCUGUGGGCGCCGCUGUGCGAGCUGCUGCUGGCGCUCCACGCCCAGCGCUUCCCGAUCAAGGGCGCCCGCCUGCGCCGGCUGUACGCCCGCGUGGCCGAGAGGCGCGGCGACGGGGGCGGAGCCGCCAAGCUGCAGGCGGCCGAGCGAUGCGCCGGCGGCGUGGUGCCCUCCGCCGCCGAGCAGGCGCACCUGGAGGGCGGCCUGUCCACGGCCUCCCUGGACGGGCCGGUGCACACGACGCCGAUCGUCGACCUGCCGCUGCCGUCGAAGCCACACCCCGCCGCGCUCGACGUGCAGGACGACGCGGGCACGACGGCGACGCCCACGUCCACGGACACCAGCUCCGCCGCCCACCGCGGCGUCGGCCUCGGGAGCGAGGGCGCGGCCACGAGCCAGGA
Prorocentrum cordatum is the source of this 7275-nucleotide messenger RNA. NCBI's taxonomy places the organism in Eukaryota, Dinophyceae, Prorocentrales, Prorocentraceae. The record is from the annotation of a GenBank genome assembly.